Molecule: messenger RNA, 204 nt
Organism: Xyrichtys novacula (pearly razorfish)
Lineage: Eukaryota; Metazoa; Chordata; Actinopteri; Labriformes; Labridae
Source: the annotation of a GenBank genome assembly
AUGUCAGCGACAGUUGCACUGGGGAAAGAACGAGUGAUGGCAUUGGAAAAAUGGAUACCUCGUGCGAUGCUGUCACCGACGAUCAAGGUGGUGGGUGGAAACAGCGGCGGGGGUUGCAUGGCUUCUGUGACCGAAGCAGGGCUGGUGACCGGGCUGCGAGGACUCGGCGGUGCGAUGGACGCCUAUUAUUAUUAUUUUUAUUAA